GUCUCCUCAAAGACCCUGGCUCAGACGCCUGGGUGAAGAUUUUAAGUUCCUUGGACUGCAAAUAUUCUUUUGAGCCUCAGGCAAUUCCCUGCAGCAUAACCUGGAGGAGAAACAUGCCAAACACUCUGUCCUCACCAGAUGGCCCCAUGGUGAAGACUGAAGAGGAGAAGGAGGUGUUGGUGUUGGUAGAACCAGAAGAUUUUCUUAAGCGCCUCUUUUCCCUAACCCAGAGUUUUGUCAAUGGCCCAUCAGCGAGUCAGCCUGACCUGAACCAAGUGUUGCCUUUGGCCGGUCUGGCGGGCUCCUCCACCAAAACCUACAGCUUGGCCGUCGUUGGGCUGGAUGCCUACAGGUGUAACCAGGAGCAGGGCAGGCAGCAGGCGCUGAGCCCCGGAAAGCAGCGUCCCAGCUCCCAGCCUGGCCCGGAGCUGUCUAUGACUCAGGAGGAGAUACUGGAGGCGCUGGUGUUGCUGCAGCUGUGGGGUAACAUGGAAGUGCUGUUCCUAGACACGUGGCAGGAAUUCGGCCAGCAUGUUUCUGCGCUGACAAAGGCAAUAGCAAAACGCCCGUACAAGAGGCAGCUGGAGUCGCAGGAGUUGCCUUUCUGUGCUGCCGGGGCCUGGGCCAGCGGGGUGCGAGUGGAGAAGGACGGCACAGGACUCUGGCAGGUGUGGAAGAGACAAAUCCAGCAGUUUAACAGAGUCAGCCCUGCAACAGCAGCAGCUAUAGCAGAAGCAUAUCCCUCCCCAAGCCUCCUGUUACAGGCCUACCAAGAAUGCAGCACAGGAGAUGAAAAACGACUCCUGCUGAGUGACAUCCCAGUGAAAUCGGACAUCAGCGGGAAAGACCGUCGUGUUGGGCCAGACCUAUCCCGCCGCAUCUACCUUUUCAUGGUAUCCACCGACCCCGACCUUGUCCUGGACCUGGGCACGUAA
Molecule: messenger RNA, 935 nt
Organism: Balearica regulorum gibbericeps (East African grey crowned-crane)
Lineage: Eukaryota; Metazoa; Chordata; Aves; Gruiformes; Gruidae
Source: RefSeq, a predicted model, not a curated record